AUGUCCCAAAUCGUAGAAAUGGUGGACACCCCUGUCGAGCAAGCCAUACUCCCUCUGAUUGCAAACAGAGCGACAGUUGUUCAAGCCCAAGCAACGACGCCAGCCACGUUGGAACCUUCCAUCGAAUACCUCGAAGCCACUGUUGAAUCGGCACUUGCCUCUUUUCAAACUGCCCAAGGAGAGGCAUUUGCAUCGCUACAUCGUUCGCUACAACCUCUGAUCGCAAAAGCAAAAGCGGACGAGGCGACACUUGAGAAGCGAAGAAAGCGGAUCGAUGUGCUCGAGCCACAGCUGUUAGAUAUGGAGAAAAGGAUGACAUCGUUAGAAGAAGAAGUUGCUCUCACUUCCGCAAAUCACAUUCGGGAAAAAGAUAUGCUCGAAGCCGCGUUGCGCUCGGAACGCGCAGCCAUCGAGCGAUUGGAACGACGCAGUAUCGCAUCCGAGGAGGCGGAGCGAGAACUAAGGGAGCGUCUUAAAGCGAGAGAAGAGAGUUUCGACCGAUGCUUUGCCGAUUGGCGAGCAGCAGAGGACAAGCUGUCGAAAAUCGAAACAGAAGUCGGUCAACUCCUAUCUCAGAUCGCAAUCGCCAAAGAAGAGAACCAAGCUCAGAAGAAUAAUUACGAUGAGCUUGACAAGAUGGCGUCUCAGCAUAUCCAAGUUAUCGCCAAACUCAAUGAGCGUCUCACGGCUGAGACAACUCGCGCAAACGAUAAAGAACUCAACCUCGAAGCAGCUCACGAGAGAGUUGUCAGUACGCUUCGCCGAGAGCUUGAAGAAUCGCGAGCCAAACUUCUCGCCGAAUCUCUAUCGACUUCGAAGCUUCGGAAUAGCUUGGACGAACUGAAGGCGCGACUCGCUGGAGUCGAGGUGCAGAAAAAUGACCUCGAACAGCGCCUUAUCUGUAUUACGAGUGACUGGGAAAGCGAACUAGCCGAGAAGGAGGCGGAGGUGCAAAAGUUCAAAGGGGAGCUUCACCAGACAGCAAGCCUGGCUAAGACCAUCGAGACGCGUGUUUCUAUCACAGAAAAAAGCCGAGCGGCGCUGGGUAGAGCGCUAGUCUAUUCGGCUGCAGUACAGGAUGCCCAAACCAUGGCCCUUCAGCGGCUUCAACUUCGCUCGUCCGCACGGACCUACGCGGACAAACAAAGGCGUCGCGCUAUGGAGAAAGAGCACAGUGCCACCCUCCGUUCCAAAAACGAGGUCCAUGCGGCCAAGCUGAAAAGGUCGGAAAAGGAUAAUCUUUCCCUCUCCAGUACGCUUGCGGCCGUCCAAGAGGAGCUCGAGGCAACAAAGAGCGAGCUUGAAGGAACAAUUCAGAGACUAAAGGAUGUGGAGGAACCCAAGGCAAAUAUGGCUGCUUCUGAUUCAUCGGUGGCCAGCCUAAGCCCUGUUAUUACUGGUCCACUGCUCAUCUCCCUUCGUUCCCCCACCAAAGAUCCCACUAUGGAUUCUUACCAGGCCAACGUUGAGCUGUCAAAGGUCCAGGGGGAGUAUGCAGAGUAUAAGCAGCGUACAAAUCGACAAUUGGCCAUCUUACAAGAAAAGGUCUAUGCAUUAUCGCACCCUCAGACCUCUGAGCCUGACGUCAUCGCCAAUAUUCGGCGCCUCGAAGAAGCGAAUCGCCAAAUGGAGCGACGAUUGCGGGACGCCGUCGAGGAGAAUGUAGAGCUCCGGGAGCGAAUCGAACGUUUUGACGAACUCGAAACAACUCUCAAAGCUACGAGGCAAAUUCUCAAAGGGGCAGAGACACGGUUACGGGAGGCUGUAGACGAGAACGCCGACCUUCGAAGAAGGGUAGUGUCGUGA
Serendipita indica DSM 11827 is the source of this 1806-nucleotide messenger RNA. The record is from the annotation of a GenBank genome assembly. NCBI's taxonomy places the organism in Eukaryota, Fungi, Basidiomycota, Agaricomycetes, Sebacinales, Serendipitaceae.